Tarenaya hassleriana is the source of this 1613-nucleotide messenger RNA. RefSeq lists its product as uncharacterized. The coding region runs from base 259 to 1431 and encodes 390 amino acids. The record is from RefSeq and is a predicted model, not a curated record. Lineage: Eukaryota; Viridiplantae; Streptophyta; Magnoliopsida; Brassicales; Cleomaceae. The transcript has 3 exons.
AGCAAGAGAAGUGGAAGCCGAAACGACGACGAGAGGAGAAACACCAAAUCGAGAAGAAGAGGAGCAAUCUACGCGUAGAACACGAGCACGUAUACACAUUCGUAUACGCUCACACGCCCAUAUUCACGCAUCUUUUCGAUUCGUGGAGACCUUUUCCGUUGCCGACCCAGAUGGAACACUUGCAUAUAAUUGUUGAUAAGAACAACUUCUGAAAGAGGAAACCCCACCUCUUGUAGAUUUUUCAAGGGGGAAAAAAGGAUGAAUCAAGAAUCGGGCUCACCUACUACCCUGAAGCGAAAACGGGGUCGCCCUCGUAAAGAUGAAACCCAAACCCAACAAGAGAAGACGGCCAUUACUCCGAGACCUGACACUGUAAGCACCGAUGGAACUGUGGAUGACAUCAUGGGUCAGGUGGUGUCUGGUGUAGUUGAAGGUUCUUUCGACGCAGGGUAUUUCCUCAACGUCAAGGUUGCAGACACGGAUAAACAACUGAGAGGUGUCGUGUUUAUACCCAACAAAGUAACUCCAAUUACUGCAGAGAAUGAUGUAGCUCCUCAUGUUAAGAUGUAUGAAAGAGAAGAGAUCUCUGCCCCCUCUUCAAACCCGAAAACACAUCCCCAGGGGCAAGAAAACUCUGAAAAGCCAACAGACAAUGACACAGUUCAUGAGCUUCAGACAGGUAUUGGUUCCGAGCUUAGGUGUUCAUCCCCGGUUAUUCCUAGUGGCAUGCAAGUAAAAGACAUUGACAAUGCUUCCUUACUAGAGAGAGUCCCUCCACCCGAGAUUGCAGAUUCAGGAUAUGAAAACCAGGCACUGUCUUUAAUGCCACAGUCAGGCAAUGACGGCUUCUAUGAAACGCAUAACACAGUCCCGGCAUGUGAAGCCUCUGAAGCAAGUAAGAAGUCGAGCCCGGACAGAUUGCCACAGAAUGAUUCGGUCACAGAAGGUAACCCUCUGGUCGAUUUCUUCCCCACCUCUGAAACAACUCGACUUCAGAGCCCAAACCUCGAGUUCUUUCACCGAGAGACGAAGCUGUCAUCCCGAGAUGAACGACAGAAAUCCCCUCCACGCGAUGAACCUCGAGGGUUCAACCUCAUGGCAGAAAAACCAGCUCCUUCUACCAUGGAAAACGUGCCAGAGGAGGAGCUUCAGCUAGAGCUCGGGAACAAGAUCAUGAGCGGUGUUAAACCUCCUCACCCCGAUAGCACUGGGGAGACAAAUCAUCAACGUGCUUCAUCGAUGAGCGGGUUUCUUGCAAACUUGUUUGAAGGAGAAGCCACAAGAGCAGAACCAGACCCUGCUGCUCCAGAAAGCGGGUUAGGCACGGUACCUGAAGAGGAUGAUUCCUCAGCCAUUUACAGAAACGUGGACUGCAACAUGAAAGAAGAUAUUUCAAAGGAGCAGACACAGAAACCGUUGGUAUCAGAUUGAAACAGUUCCUCCUCCUGUAGUUAGCAGAUUAAUAGUGCCAUAACGUCCGUUUUUUUUUUGCCUGCCAUUGAUUUUGGAAGUAUUGGCAAUGGCUCUCUUACCUUGGACUUGGUUUUUUUUUUGUUGGUAAAACUCAAUGCUCCUUUUAAAAAAUAGUUCUUUUUAAAUUAGGUGAAGAUCGU